Molecule: messenger RNA, 1143 nt
Organism: Pseudophryne corroboree (corroboree frog)
Lineage: Eukaryota; Metazoa; Chordata; Amphibia; Anura; Myobatrachidae
Gene: THOC6
Product: THO complex subunit 6
Exons: 13
Coding region: 76-1074 (332 amino acids)
Biological process (GO): mRNA export from nucleus
Cellular component (GO): transcription export complex; THO complex
Molecular function (GO): protein binding
Source: RefSeq, a predicted model, not a curated record
CGUCACUCUCCCGAGCUGCACCGCGCCGCCGUGACGUCAUAAGAGGCGCCGGAGAUACCGGAGACACGUGACGUCAUGUUACCGGCAGAGGCUGACAUCACCCGCUCUCUGGAGCUCCUCCAUAUGACCGUAUUCAGCCAAUGCUUCUCCCCUUGUGGUAAAUUUUUGGCCGUCGGCAAUAACUUGGGCCAGAUUGGGGUGUUCAGCCUCUCUUCAGCUCUGAGCUCUGAGGCCAAGGAACAAAGCAAGGAGCCCACCGCCCUUCUCCAAGCACAUUCAGGUCCUGUGUACAGUUUGACCUCUACUGAGCGUCACCUGAUCAGCGCUGGAGGGAAGGAAGUGAAGGGCUGGACAUGGAGCGACCUCUGUAAGAAGGGCUGUGUGGCAUCCUGGAGCCGUGUGGCCCCCACCAGAAACACUCUAGAGACGCCUGAAAUCAACAGUCUUGUACUUAACCAGAAGGAUAACACUCUGCUGCUUGGCGGAGGCAGCUGUCAGGUGCACGUAAUGGACCUGGAGACCGGAGCCUUCACUAUGGCCCUUGAGGGGCACGAGGAUUACAUCCAUUGCCUGGCUCUGAGGGAGCAGCAGAGGGAGUGUGUGUCUGGGGGUGAGGACGGGUCUGUCAGGCUCUGGGAUCUCAGGACAGGAUCACAGACCCACAAGAUUGAGGUUUAUAAAUACGAGGAAUGCGCUCGGCCGCAGUAUGGGAAGUGGAUCAGUUGUCUGGCGACAGAUUCGGAUUGGAUGGUCUGCGGUGGAGGCCCAAUGCUGUCUCUGUGGCAUCUUCGCUCGGUUAUUCCAACUACCAUAUUCCCAAUCCAGGAGAGUCAGCAGCAAGUGAUGUUCUACCAGGACAUGAUCCUGUGUGCAGGACAGGCGCCUCACAUCAAUCACUGCCAGAUAAACGGAGAGGUCCGAGCCCGGAUCCCCUGCAGCCCGUGCUCCAUCUACUCUCUGUGCAUCAACGAGGGUUCCCAGGAAAACAAGGUUCUCACAGCCGCUGGGAGCAGCUCCAAGAUUGAUGUUUACACCAAUUUCAGAUACCGGGCGUUCUCGCUCACGUUUACCUGAGCCACCUGACCUGGCCCCUCCCCCAGCGUUGUUCCCUUUGUUACAUUUAUAAUAAAAGUGCUGACGUUC